AUGAAUUCCGCAGCUCUACUCUCCGUCGGCCUUCUGGUGCUCGCUGCCGUUUGCAGCGUUCAAUCGGAAAUGGAGCCGUGCGUUACCGAAAAGUCCACCUGCUACGAAAAUAUCACAACAAGACACUUCCCCCGGGAGCGGUCGCGAUGGGCUGAAAAUCUUUGCCGACACAUUCCCAACUUUCAAGCCUAUCACUGCUUGUGCAGCAACAAGUUUGUCGACGACUACAAGCGGAACAACUGCGGCAACAACGUGGGCUUCUUGCAAACCCGGAUGACCUGCGGCGAAUUUCGGCCAAGCGACCAGUGCCCGCAAAAGUACGAACGUUCUAAGAAAACCUGCUGGGACUUGGCCCAAUAUUCCGAGUGUCUAUAUGCCGAACAGGCCGAGAUGUGCCAAAACACGCGCGCUUACAAGAUCUACUUCUACAACGAGAUGCUCCUCGAGUUGAACACCCGUGAAACGGUCCGGUGCCGCAAGGAGCGUAUCGAAUUUGUCGAGCACGUGCGCGAUCAGCUUAUGGAGAUCAACUUCAGCGAUUUCCCGCUCCCGGUCCAGCAUAACAUCCUCCGGAACAUGGACAUUGUCGGCUUCUUCAGAACCGCAAUCACGAGCAAAGAACUGCUGGAGGUGGCCAAGAGCUGCCGCGACAAGAUUUGGGAACUGCGGCUCAUAUAUGCUUCCCAAGCCUUCCACGGCACGAUCCCAGGGCUUGGGCAUCGAAUCAUCUCGAAUAGGGACACCUGCAAACUACUCUUUAACGGGGCCACCUGUCGGCAACUGAUUGUGGACGGACGGGUCCCGGACGAUGUGGACUUGCGUUGCCGGACAUUGUGGAUUCACUGGCGGCCUGACGUCUCAGGCGCCACAAGCCGCGCGGGCGAUAUACCGUCGAACUCCCGGAACUGCAGCCUGAUGCCGAGUUUC
Messenger RNA from Mesorhabditis spiculigera, 927 nucleotides. Lineage: Eukaryota; Metazoa; Nematoda; Chromadorea; Rhabditida; Rhabditidae. The record is from the annotation of a GenBank genome assembly.